Molecule: messenger RNA, 8695 nt
Organism: Porites evermanni
Lineage: Eukaryota; Metazoa; Cnidaria; Anthozoa; Scleractinia; Poritidae
Source: the annotation of a GenBank genome assembly
AUGGCGGCUGCCUUGGGUUUAACGCGACAGUUUAAUCGAAUUUCUUCUUGUGCUUUACCUCAUCGCUUGUCACAAAUCAGGUACUUGCAUAGUGAGCGCUUACUGCAUAAAUUUGGUACUCCUCGAUUACCUCUGAAGGCGCGUACAAUUCAACAAAAUUUUCAAAAAGGUAAGCGUGCACGUGGAAAAAUCAAGCUCAUCAUGUUAUUCUGAUGGUAACCUGUCAUCUCAGAAAAAUGUAUUUUUCACCACAAUUCAUAAAUUUUAUAGGAGAAUACGGGGAUUUAUCUGAUUUGUUAGCAAUAUCUUUGUAGUGGUGUUUUUUUAUUGUGAUUAAUUUUUGCUCUAAAUGCACGAUCAUCAUAGCAUGCAUUAACAUGAACAAUUAGCAGAUAGAGAAAAUAGACCAUUAAACUAGGUAAAAUUAGUUAUAGCUAAAUUUUAUUUGGACGUACAACAUAGUUAUUGGUGAUUAAGUAUGCCUUCUUCCACUCAUGGUGGCCUGGGUUCGAAUCUUUGAGAUGAUGCCACAUAUGGGUUGAGUUUGUUGGUGGUUCUCUUCCUUGCUCAGAGUUUUCUCUCUACUCUAAAACCAACAUUUUGAAUUUUCAAAUUCCUAUUUGAUCCAGAAAGGUACACACAGGUCGGAACCCUCUUAAUCAAUAUGCUUCCACUAAACUGUUAUUUGUUUAUUUUUAUUAUAUAAACACCAAUGAAAUACCAGGUGAGCUUUUGCACGAAAACUUGAUAUCUUCACAUGUGAAAAUAACAUGUUAUCCUCACAUGUGAAAAUAUCACCGUUGCUAUGGCUACAUAAUAAAUCGCACCUUUUAGACCAAAAAACUAUUAAAGUGAAAUGGUUUGGUAGUUCAUUGGUGCUUAUAUAAUAAAAUUAAUAGAACAUUACAUGGCCGCUUGGAGAUACGAAAUUUCUUUUCGAGUGUUGAAAAAUAUUUCACAAGUGAUCACAGCGAACGAGUGAAAUACUUUUCAACACUCGAAGAGAAAUUUUGUAUCUCCACACGGCCAUGUAAUAUCCUCUAUAUUUAUUUUUAUUUUCUAUUUAUUCAUAAGAUGCAUAUUCACCUGUAUAUUUAUUCAUUAGAUAUUUUGCUUACUUAUAUUUUUACAGCUCAUCAAGAUUUCAAAGCAAGGAGCUAUCCAAGAAUUUUUUGUAGAGCCUUAUCAGAUAAUUCAACUGAUAAGGAUCAUUUAUCCAAGGUAGUAAUAUAUGGGAGGUUGUCUCUCUCUAAAAGAAUAACGUUAAACUGUCCAAAUAUUUACUGUUAGGUUGACUACUUACUUUAUUUUCUUGUGAUACCGAUAUCAUCUGGUAUGCAAUAAAAGACAUAUUUUAGGCUUUUACUUCCCUUGGAAAUACAGGAUAUCUCUGCAUGUUGUUGUAGGCAAAAGAUGUAUCAACUAUUAAUGCGUUAACCCUUUUAACUCACAGGCAAAUACUUAAAAAUAACAUUGAAUGAAUUAUUAAAAGAUCAAAACAAUUUUCUUGACAAUCAUUUUAGCAUUUCUCAUUUCAUUUAAUCUUAUUUGCACAUUGCUCUUGUUAGAAGAAAGUAAUUUAUUGAUCUUCAUACCUGCCAACUCUCCCGGUUUUCCUAGGAGUAUCCAAGUUCUUCAUCAAAUCUCCCAGUCUCCCAGUUAGAGCCCAAAAUCUCCCAGGAAAUACCUACUGCAGCCUUUUUUCAAAAUUUGUUCAUUAAUUUCACUAUUUUUGAAAAGGAAAAUAAAUCAAGAAGUGGUGAGUUGGGCUCCCUCUAUAAAUAUUAUUAUUAUUAUUAUUAUUAGUGCUCUUAUUUGAGCUGUUCUUGAUCAGAAAAUGUAAAACAGAGCAAUCAAAUAAAUUUUUAUUGAUAUAUAUUUAACAAGUAUUGUAAUUGGUCAGAAAUCAACCAAUCAAAUUGCACAAUACAUGGUAGAAAGUUGGUGUGGUUUUCGCCCUCUGUUAUUGAUGUUGGGAACAUUCAGAAGGCCUCUGGGUGAUUUUUGGAGAGUAUUCAGACAUCGUUGAAAAUGACAUUCUUACAAUGCAAAGAUUUCUAGACGUCUCCAGAUUUUUGUACUCUGGGGGAGUUGGCAGGUAUGGAUGUUGGUCACUCCUGUAACUUAAAGAUUUUUAUAUUUCUGUGAUUCUCUUUAUGUGAGAAAAGGUGUUGCUAGAGUGGGACUACUUUUCUCUUGUUUGCAUCCAUGGUCUUAAACUUUCCUGUUGGAUCUAUUUACAAUCUUAGGAUGAGGCUUUUGAAGAAGACGACACUGUGCAUGUUAUCACAGACAAGGAAAAAGUUGUGGGUAUGUUUAGUUUUUGAAAAACACAUUGGUUUUCAGUUGUAUAUUAUUUUGUUUGUUGGUUACCUUUGGAAAUCUAAUAGUUUUUUUUUAAUAAGAAGUAAGGAUAACCUUCAGUUACAUAUUUAAAAUAUAGCAGUACUUUUGCAUUCCUUACUUCGAAUGAUAUUAUAGAGUAGUGAGCAAUAAGUAGUCUGAAUGGGUGUUUGAGUUAGGGUAGUUAUUUCUGUUUAUCUGUCAAAAUGUAUUAUCUUGUUGUUAGAAUGCAUCUUACAUGAGAAGUUUUUGGUGAUGUUUUUUUAUGCCUUGCUAUUCUUUUAUGAAUAGUCUUCAAAGAAGAAAAAAACCUUUGUUUCUUUUUUCUUCAUGUUACCAUCAGGUGAAUCUCAAAAACAUGAAUUUCAGGCAGAAACAAGACAGCUGUUGGAUAUUGUAGCCAGAACGCUUUACUCAGAAAAAGAGGUACUGGUACUUACUAUGAUGAAUAAGGCUACACAUCAAUAUAUAUAAAUUAUUUCAAAAACUACGUAGUAAUAAAUGUUUGGGAAAAGAUAAGAAUGCAUGUAACCUUUAACUACUACUAGUAUGUCCUUUAAAUUGAGAUCAUUCUCACAUGUAAGUUUUGCACUCACAGUUAACAGACAGAUGUGCUGAUAAUUUUCUGGAAGAAUACAUUGGAUUUUUUCAGAAUCUGAGCUUUAUUCAGGGUUUUCCUUCACUCUCUUCAGUUGUCAGUUGUUCAGGUAAACAACUUGGCACAUGCUCUUCUAAGAAGGAAUCCUUCUGGAUUACAGCUGGUUUAUACUAAAGAAGCUUACAGAAAGCAGAAAAAGCUCUGCGUUGUUGUUGGACAUGCUAAGCACCUACAUGUGUCACCAAAACAAGACUAAAAAUAAUCUCCAUAAUUCUUAUCUCAGGUUUUCAUUCGUGAGGUGAUAUCUAAUGCAUCAGAUGCCCUAGAAAAACUACAGUACCAGUUCAUGACUGGAAAAGAUGUUGCAGAAAAUGAGCUUCCUCUUGAAAUUAACAUUGCCACAGAUCAGGAGAAAGGAACUCUGACAAUUAAGGAUCAUGGAAUAGGAAUGACUGAACAAGAGUUAGUUGAUAACUUAGGUACUAUCGCCAGGUCUGGCUCAAAAGCUUUCCUUGACGAACUUAGUAAACUAGGGAAAGGCGAUUCACGAGAAAAGAGCAUCAUUGGACAGUUUGGUGUAGGAUUCUAUUCCACGUUCAUGGUUGCUGAUAGAGUUGAUGUGUACACGCGUUCUUAUAUUCCUGGCAGCAGAGGUCUUCUGUGGACUUCAGAUGGGUAAGAGUUCUUAUUUUCAGUGUACUAGUAAUGACAAGUUUUUAACCUGCAAGUAAGCUUUCGUGGCAAACUCUUGGCUCAGUUGGGAACAGCUGUAGGGCCAAGUGAAAAAUAAAGAAAACAAAAGAGGGCUUUCUUGCUGAGUAUUAUUGGUGGCCUGACAUGGAAGGGGGAAAGGUUGGUUUGGAAGAAAAGGACUGGUUUUUCAGAAAAAAAGGAUAAAAAUUAAUGUAAGUAGAAAUUGCAUUGAGUUGAUUGCUGUUAUUCUUAUACAUUCUACAUCUAUGUUUUGUGUCUUAGCCCCAAUUCAUGAAUAAUUAGGGCUAGGAGACAAAGGAAAUAGAUAAUCAAUCUAGGUUUAAAAAUUUUCACCGGAAUUUAAAUUUGACCUGUAGCAUCUAAAUCUACAGCUAUAGAAUCUACAUCUACUUAUACAGUUUUACUUGGCAAAGGUUAUCCAUGGCAGUAAGAUAUUCAUCUAAUUCUUAAAAAUAUUUUUGUCUUAAGCUCUGGUUCAUAUGAGAUUGCUGAGGCAGAAAAUGUUUCUCGUGGAACAAAGAUUGUUAUACACCUGAAAGAAGACCACAGAAAUUUUUCUCUUAACACAGCAGUUGAAGGUCAGUUAUAUACUACAAUGCCUUCUGAUGUUUUAAAUGUAAUUUAUAGUAAUUAACGUGUGUUUCAGUUUGUGACACAGGAGACCAGAAAGAAAGCUGAUCGAGUUUUCUCAACAGGAGUCAAAUCUUUGAUUUUCUGGUUGCUAGUCCAGGUGCUCUACAACUGAGCUACAGGAGACUAACUUGUGUUUGUUGGUUCAUUUGUUGCAGAUACUAUUAAGAAAUACAGUAAUUUUGUGGGCUUCCCAAUUUACUUGGAUGGCAUGUGUAUAAACACAAUUCAGGUUGAUAUCAUAUAGUUGUAUGGCAGCUCUACUGAAAUUUGUAGAAAAAUAUUCUUUCCCUGUGACGUAUUUUUUCCUAGAGUGCUUGUUUACUUUUUCUUACUGGCGGUAAUUCUCCUUUUUUUCAGCCAUUAUGGUUAUUGGAUCCUAAAAGCAUAACUCAAGAGGAACAUGAGGUCAGUUACGAUGUAACAUGUUACCAUAGAAACAUAUCAAAUUUUCACUUGAACUGAAUUUGUUUAAGCCUCUCAUUCAAAUCCUUUGGCUCUUUACAUCAGGUUUUUGAUAAGAAGAAACAAGAUUUGCCAGGGAUUCUAAACCUGAUAAGUUUCAAGAGUCACAUCUUCUUUCAUAGCCUUUAUGUCAAGGCCCAGUUGUUCCAAGGCCAAUUAGAGCCAACCUGGGGUUAAAUCUUAAUCUGGGUUUCGUUUUCUUUUGUUCGAGAGAAUGUUCUCCAAUAAUUUUCUCUAUUCCAUUUAGAGCAUCCUUAAAUCAAAUUAUAGACAAAUAGCAUUGAACUGAAUUUGCUUUUUAAGCUUUCAUAACUGAAUUCAAAUUUCACACUUAUCUGGGUUGAACAACCCGGCCCUGUACCAUGGCCACUGAACACAAAAUACGGGUAAUAUUGAAAGAAGAAGGCAAAAUACAACAGUUGAACACAACAACUUUACUAGUUUACACAAGGGGAAAGAUAAACGUUUGCUUUUAUGACUUUGAUCUGUCUUUCAUUCCAUUUUUUUCAAUAGGAAUUUUAUCAGUUCAUUGGCAAGACAUAUGACAAGCCAAGAUACAUUCUACACUACAAGACAGAUGCACCUUUGAAUAUUCGCAGUAUAUUUUACAUCCCAGAUACUCUUCCACAGUUGUUUACAGUGCAACACAUGGAACAUGGCGUGUCUCUUUACAGCAGGAAAGUUCUAAUCCAAUCCAAAGCUCACAAGGUUCUGCCAAACUGGCUUCGUUUUGUAAAAGGAGUUGUGGACAGUGAAGAUAUCCCACUAAAUCUAAGUCGAGAGCUGCUUCAAGAUAGUGCUCUAAUCAAGAAACUUAGUGACGUACUGUCAGCAAGAAUUAUCAAAUUUUUGCUGGAGCAACAAAAGAAGGAUAGAGUUAAAUAUGAAAAGUUUUUUAAAGAUUGUGGAAUUUUCUUCCGUGAAGGGAUUGUUAGUGCUGAAAGUGAUGAGCAGAAACAGGAUAUAGCAAAGCUUCUUCUGUUUGAAUCAUCGAACGAGAAGUCUGGUGUGCUUACGUCACUACCAUCAUAUGUAUCAAGAAUGAAACCCGCACAGAAGAAUAUCUAUUAUUUGUGUGCUCCAAGGUAUAACUCUCUUUCUUGUGAGUUCAUUACCACGUCUCUAUUUUUGGAGUUAUUGCACAGUACUGUACUUCAAAAACAUCCAGGGCCGAAUAUAAAGCGUUUUCACUCAUGUGACCAUAACCAAAUUUAUUGCGAUAAAAGAAAGCAGUUAGGUAAAAAAGAGUUCAAUUCCCACACUACUAACCUGUGUACAGACCCCCCUCCCCUCAGUAAAAGUCGGAGAAUCCGAGUUUUACUGAGGGGAGGGGGGUCUGUACACAGGGUACACAGUACCGGUUUGGGACACCAGCAUAAAGGCGCUGCAUAUUGUUUUGGUACACCGACAUGUGAAAGGUUCUAUUGUACAACUUACAAAAGUCAAUGGUUUUGGGAAGUGAGUUAGAUUUUAUACCUAAGUGGUGAGACUGUAAGAUAUACGCCAGGAUAACUUAGUACGUUUUUCUAAUCGGGGGAUGUCCUUUGUUAGAGCUUCUCAUUGCUCUCCCCAACAUUCCACACCUCGUUUUUGACUCGUAAAAUUUUGAAACAUAUUGGCCAGCGCCUUGCACUAAAUAUUUUAGGGCUAAAUCGGUCAAUCAUUUUUUCUCCCUCCCUCUUUCAGUCGCGAAGUGGCAGAAACAUCUCCUUACUACGAAGCUUUGAAGAAAGAUGAUGUAGAGGUUGGUUUGAAUAUGAGUCGAUACAAUAUUACAAUAAUUAUUACAAUUACUUAUUUUUGCCGAGAUCUGCGUAUGCAAGAUUUGUGUUUUGCUUACAUUGUAAGGCCUCUAAGCAAUACAUUGUUUAUUGUUACUCUAGGUUUUGUUCACGUAUAAUGAACAAGAUGACGUAACACUGCAUUAUUUAAAGACUUUUGACAAGAAGAAUAUCAUGGCUGCAGAGAAUUACUUCUCAGUUGACAGAGAAUCUUCACCCACUGAACCAACGGACGAUACCACUCAAACACAAGACGCAUCAGGUGUGUAUCAUGUCUUGUAAAAGAAAUAGACUUAUAACCGUUUUUCUGUCGGGUUUUAAAUAGGUCACAUUUGUAUUAUGAGAACUGAUUUCAUUCCUCAACAGAAUCUCUGACGGAGGAACAAGCUACGGAAUUGGCCAACUGGAUCAGUAUUAUACUGGGGAAACAGAAAGUCUCAGCUGUUAAGGUUAGUGUUGAUAUGAUUAAGGAUGUAUGUAGCAGGGUGAAACCAUGGGAACACCCGGGUGGGAACAUGAAGCCUUACCAUCCCAUGGUCAUUAUCACUAAUGUGAAGGAACUUUGUGUAGUAAAAGAGAGCAUUAAAAACUGUUCUUUCUUACAUGUGUUGGAAAACAACAGAAUUAACAACAAAAUUAACCGAAGCAAUCGGGAUUUGAAGCGAAUCCGCAACACCAAGAAAUAAAUAAGUAUUCGAAGGUUUUUAAAGUCAGUUGCAAAGCUCAAAAAGGCAGAAAUAUUGCAAGCAAAGAGAAUUCUUAGAACACAGAUGAAUACGACUAUAACAUGAGCGCUCAUUGUCAACAUUUUGAUUUGAUAUGUUAGGUUUCCAAGCACUUAAGUCAGACAAGCCACCCAGUGAUGGUGACUGUACCAGACAUGGUGGCCGCUAAACACUGGCUUAAAGUCAUGAGAGCUGAGCAGUUCCAGGACAUUGACAAUGCAAAGUAUCAGAUAUUUCAACCUACGCUGGAAAUAAACCCAAGGUAUUUUCAUCAGCUUUGAUUUAUCUUGGGUAGUUGGUAGAGCUUUUUUUAAUCAAGUACAAUGAAGUGAUUGUCGUUUUUUGCAUGUCUUGCUACCCGGCUGCUUUAGUUUAUGCUUUUUCACUGAGUAGCGUCUUCAUCUUGUCCGGUUGGAUACUGUACUGUACGUUUAAACGUGCAGAAGAAAUUCAGCUUUCAUAUUCUUACGUUUAAUAGGUGACAAAAUUAUUUGUGUUUUUUAGUUGCUGCAGAGGAGGAACCACUGUCCUUAGGACAAAUCGUUGAUGUCGUGUUUCAAUAAUUAUUGUUCAUUUAGCGGCUUCUUUCCAGUCACUUAGCGACAUUACGACUUUAAAAAGAUUAAAUGGAGAUCUCUCUGUCUAAGUAGCACAUAAGCUUAGUAAGGACCAAACAACAAUGUGGUGAUGUUUUCUAUUUCAGCCAUGAAUUAAUCAGAAAUUUAGAAGAGGUUCGGUCAGUCAAUACAGAUUUAGCUGUGCUGGUUGUUAAUCAGGUCAGUCUUACAGUAUUAAUGGUAAUACGCGCUCUUUUGAUUAGGGUGACUUCGGAGUUUGAUUACAAAUUGCUCGUGAAAAGCUCCAUGUUGUUGUAAAAGCUACUGUCCCUUAACCUUUUCCUCAAAGAAAGCCAAAAGAACUAAACUCAGGGAAUGUGAGACGGCGGGUUAGGUCCAGUCUCGUGGCAGCAGGUUCGGUACACCCUCUCUGUGUGUGCUUUACGCUUGGCUCGCAGAGGAGGAACCUUUCGAGGUCUUAUUAUUGCUGGCGGUCCGAGCACCCGCCUUUUGUCAGGGCACGUGAAGUGGAAAUGGCUUGCCGCACAUGAUUUCUCGAUCCAACUUGAUUUUUGUUUGUGUGUUUGUUUUUUUUUUUUCGCCAAGCAAUAGAGAUAGAUCAUGUAUAACUAUUUCUAAACAAUGUGUUUUGCACAACAUGAUAUUUGGCAAGUGAACAAGUAAGCAACCUUACUUUUCCGUAGGGCUUAGGCACUAUGGUUUUAUCUUUCAAAGUGAUUAAAAUUGCAUAUGACGACUAAUUUUUUUUUGCAGCUCUUUGAUAAUGCCAUGAUGUCUGCAGGACUGCUGUAUGACCCGCGUAGCAUGGUGGGAAGACUGAAUACGCUUUUAACUAAAGCCCUGGACUCUUCGAAACGUUAG